CUUUGCGUCCAGUGAGCAAUUAUUAUUGUGAUAAAAAUAAAUUUCGGCCGGAUUUCGUGAUGUGCCGGGUUUUGUAAUUAUAAAAAUGAGCGGGGUAAAGCACCAGCGUUUGCGCUAUUACACCUCCUUGGAGGAGGCCAUGCUGGUUAGGGUGUGGCGCGAGCACCUUCCGAUUCCCUCCUACACGGAUAAUCUGCCAAUUUUCCGUGAAAUCGCCGAUGCACUGCAGAAAAAUGGAAUUCGGCUAAAUAAGCAGGAGGUUCGCCGGCGCAUCAACAACUACCGCAAUAAGUAUUUAAACGAACGCAGCCGCAUAGAGGGUAAUCCUCAGUAUAAAUCAGAGUGGCGCCUCUAUGCGCUGGUGCACUCGAUCUUCCAGCCCACGCACCCCACAGCGGACGUCCAUGAGGCGCACACGGUGCUGGAGGCAGCCGCCACGAGGGCUCGGGCUGACCUGCCCGCCCUGCCCCCCAUGAUAGUGAACAACACCAGCCAACUAAAGUUCGAGCGUGAUCCGGAUGGGUGCGCUUUUCUGGAUGCCGUGCCAUGCUACAUUCCACCAACCGUGGUGAAGAACGAACCCUACAACGAGCCCUACAAUUUGGUCAAGACGGAGACCAAGCCCACAGGGGCUGAACUCACGAACGCGGUGACUCUCUAUCCGUUACCGCGGACUGUGGAGGAUCUAUUACGCCGGUCACCACUGGCGCCUGCUAAUCACCAGCUGCCUGAUAUGCCACUGACUGCCAAAAUCAAUGGCCUGCCGGACGCGAAGAAGAGACGCGGAAGACGCAGUAUAUUGCCACGCCACGGCCAAGUCACAAUGGCCCAGGUGGAGCAGCUGCGCAAAGAAAACCAAAUGCUGCAGGAGGAAAACGAGGCCAAUCUCCUGGAGCUCGAGCAGAAGGAGAAGCAUUUCCUUGCGCUGCAGCAAAGCUUCCAGACCUAUCUGGACCACCAAGUGAUCAUCCUUUCGCAGAUUAUGCGUCCAGGCAUAAAGCAAGAGCCGGGAUCUGGCUACUAGCAUCUGUUGGUGAAGAUUAGCCUGUAAGUUAGCUUUAGGAGACAAAUGCCCCCGGAAUCUGAGGCAUUUCCUCCUCCGUUCCUUUUCUCAAACAGACGUCUAGUUCAGUCAAUGUACAAAACAGCCUAGCGAACCGAAGAUAUUGAAUUUUUCUACCUUAUUUCUAAGAAACGAGAAGUAAACGUGAAUUGGACGUUUGAUGAAAUGAUCUUGUGUUAGGGGACGAUAACUUACCUGAGCACUACCUUAAUUUUUGUCUAAUUAAUGCAGAGCCACAAGUCUUUAAUUGAUAAGGAGUUUAAGAAUUAGACUUAUAUAACUAUAAGUGCCCAAAACAAGAAAAUGAACGCAACUGAAAGAGAAUAAAAUGUCGAUUUAGUUUGUUAA
Molecule: messenger RNA, 1411 nt
Organism: Drosophila serrata
Lineage: Eukaryota; Metazoa; Arthropoda; Insecta; Diptera; Drosophilidae
Biological process (GO): positive regulation of DNA-templated transcription
Cellular component (GO): nuclear body
Source: RefSeq, a predicted model, not a curated record